Molecule: messenger RNA, 609 nt
Organism: Canariomyces notabilis
Lineage: Eukaryota; Fungi; Ascomycota; Sordariomycetes; Sordariales; Chaetomiaceae
Exons: 3
Coding region: 37-609 (190 amino acids)
Source: RefSeq, a predicted model, not a curated record
GUGGUUUUUGUCUAUCCGGUCCUUAGCGCGCUAUGGAUGGCAGCUGCAUGGUACUGUGGUGCGUACAGCAUCAUCAUGGCGCUCAUCGGCGGAAACCCGGUGCCAAAAUUCACUGUAUGGCAGUGCAUUGUCCUGGCAGCGCUGGCAUACACAGCAUUCGUCUGGGCUAAAUCCCGGUCUCUUCCUCAACGACAAGCGGAGCGCACGACUAGGGGACUCGUCAACCCAUAUGUGCAGCUGAGCCAGGAUGGAUCGACGGCCAUGUACUUCAAGAUUCAACCCGGUUCUUUGUCCUAUCGGCUGCAGGACCUGUCGCAUGCUCAACUCAGAGGUUAUGACUUGGGGCGGGGGGUGUAUGCCUUGUUUCUCGCCGCUGGCGAGGGAUCUUCCGAGUCCAGCGCUGUCCCCGGACAGUUGAGGAGAGGAGAUGAUAAGAUCGCCCAUGCCCACCUUAAGGAUGCGUCGAUUCGCCUCGUCUGGUAUGCAGAUGAGGAUGUCGAGACGGAAAAGACGCCGAUUCCCAAAGGUGUGGUUUUGAUCCACACGUCGCCUAAGGAGGAGAAAGCGGUACUACUGGACGCCAUUCUCCAGUCUUCCAUCCGUCCAUAG